AUGACCGCCGUGUUCGCGCUCCACACCAUGCACGCCGCCGUCGCCAAGGUCAAGCGCGUCUCCCUCGUCGUCCUGCCGUUCCACAAGCGCCACAGCGGACUAGACGACAGGGAGGCCCUCGAGCUCGCCGGGAGGAUGGCCGAGCACCCCGGCGUGCAGGUCACCGUCGUGCGGUUCGUCGACGGCAAGGACGGUAGCGAGGAGCAGUCCGAGGUCAUGCUGCGCCCAUCUCACACCAAGAACGCCGACCAGAGCUACACGUUCUCCACGGCCGUUCUGAACGAGGAGACGUUCGCCAUCCUGGUGCUCAUGGCGCUGGUGACCACCUUCAUCACCACGCCCACGGUGGACGUGGCCUUCGACACGUCCGCGCAGCUCGGCCACGUCCACGUCCGCGCUAUGACCGCCGUGUCGGCGCUCGACACCUUGCACGACGACGUCGCGGCAGUCGCCGAGGACAAGCGCGUCUCCCUCGUCGUCCUGCCGUUCCACAAGCGCCACACGGGCCGCAGCGGCGGCGGCGGCGAGGACGUCGAGAACCUCGGGCCCGAGUGGCGCGCCGUCAACCGCCGGAUCCUCCGCGAGGCGCCCUGCUCCGUCGCCGUCCUCGUCGACCGCGGCUUCGGCGGCGGCGAGCAGGUCAGCUCGGAGCAGGUGGCGCACGGCGUCUGCGUCGUGUUCUUCGGCGGGCCUGAGGACAGGGAGGCCCUUGAGCUCGCCGGGAGGAUGGCCGAGCACCCCGGCGUGCAGGUCACCGUCGUGCGGUUCGUCGACGGCAAGGACGGCAGCGAGGAGCAGUCCGAGGAGCUGGACGAGGCGGCGGUGGCAGAGUUCCGGCAGAGGAUGGGCUCCCUGGUGCGGUUCGAGGAGCGGGUGGUGGUCGGCAACGUGAUCGAGGAAGUGGUGUCGAUCGGGAAGAGCAGGGAGUACGGCCUAGUCGUCGUCGGCAAGGGCCGGCUGCCAUCCCCGAUGGUGUCGCAGCUCGCCGUCCGCCCGGCAGAGCACCCGGAGCUCGGCCCCAUCGGCGACGCGCUCGCGUCGUCCGGCCACGGGGUGACGUCGUCGGUGCUCGUGGUCCAGCAGCACCACAUGAGCAACGCUGACGAGGUGCCGGUCUCCGUGGUGGUCGACGGCUGUGCUCAGGACGGCGAGUUCGCCAAGGACAUGGCCGAGCCGUGA
This is a messenger RNA of Miscanthus lutarioriparius, 1179 nucleotides long. The record is from the annotation of a GenBank genome assembly. NCBI's taxonomy places the organism in Eukaryota, Viridiplantae, Streptophyta, Magnoliopsida, Poales, Poaceae.